UCGCCGAACGAGACCGUAGCAGAACUUUCAUGUCGUGCCGUGGCUAGACAUUAGAAAAAUAUAUAUAUUCCUAUAUAUAUUCAUGUGCUACCAGCUGGCAGUGGCAGUUUUGAGUGCGGCAAGACGCGUCAAGUGAAAUCGAAUUAUAUAACCUAAGAAUACAAUUAUAUCGAGAAGACAACGAGACGUCGAGACCCAGACGAAAAAUCGACCAGGAUGACGACCCAACAGUUGCUUAGCAAGAAUGUCCGCUCCAUGCCCUCUUGGGUGAACGAGGCUAAUGACCGCAUUGGACCGAAGCCACCGCCCCCACCCACAAAUGGUGGGCUUCCCAAGGCUCCUGCUCUGCCGCCCAAGGCGAAGAGCACGCCCGAACCGGACUACGAGAUCAUUGAGUUCUCCAGCCAGCAGUACUCCAACGAACCGAUGAAGACCACAGUGAUCAGGACCAAGACACCAGACAACAAGCUGAAGUGCACUCUCUGUGGUUCCCAGAAUCCCUGGGUGACCUGUUCCGAGUGCGCGGGACAAAUCUUUUGCGCCUCCUGUGACGACAUGUUCCACAAGCAUCCCAAGCGCAAGCAGCACAUGCGAAAGGCCGUGGAGCAGGGCACACCGCCGAUUCCUCCGAAGGUGCAGCCCGGAAGUGGGGCACCUCCCCCAAUUGCACCACCCCGUCGCACCAAACGCGGCCUGCUGACACCGUUUCUGGGCCGCAAGGAUCAGAUGCUGCCGCCGCCCUCGCCCACACCCUCGCACAAGUCGCUGGGCGGCUGGCGGGGAUCGCUUGGUGGCGGGGCCACGCCCCCAGUACCACCAGUCGCCACCAACCAGAUGAACAACCGCCCGCUACCAGAUCCACCCCGCAGCGAGGGCGGGGGAUCUUCCAGGUCGGGCACCCCCAAAUCCGUAUUCGACACCAUCCAACGACCACCGUCCGUGCAACUGGAGAAGAUCAAGAGCAAGGCCAGCGCCACCCUGGACCGCAUGGCCAUUCUGCAGCAGCGGUAUCGCCAGCAGAAGGCCCGACAAGAUCUGAGCGCCAACAGCGAACAGCAUUUGUCGAAUGGAGCCGGCUUCGAGCACUGGUCAAACAUUUCACCAUCGCCCUCGCAUUUUCGUUCCGGCAGCAUGUCAUCCGGUUUGAACUCAUCCCAUUUCGAUCUCUCGGAUGACUCUCAAUUUCACAAUUCCUUGCUGCUCCAACAACGACAGGCGGCUGGCGCCCAGAGGCGGCAGAUGAGCACCUCAGUGUUCAACCUGAACACCAAUCCCCGUCGACCCUUGGCGGAAACCCAGAACGGCAGUGCCUGGCUGGCCAAUCAGCGGAUCCAACAGGCUCAAUCCCUGGCGCAACUAAACUGCGCCGGAUGUCAACAAAGUCAGCAGCAUCCUGGCUGGCCGCAACAUCCGCACCACCAGCAUGCGCAGCACCAGCAUCCCGACCAGUGGUCACAGUUUGGGUCACAGCAGCGGUUUAACAACUCCAACCUGUCUCUCAAUGUGGGACCGGGUUACAUGUCACAACCGCAUCAUCCGCACUAUCCGCCACCGGUGUUUAUGACCCAGCGCGGAAUGAUGCCCAACAUGUAUCCUGGCGCACCCGGCUAUCCAAUGAUGCAUCCAGGUGUCAUGGGAAUGCCACCUUCGGCUGCCUCCAGAGCUGCCUCACGUUCCCGAUAUGCCGCAUCCCCAACGCCCAGUCGCAAAUCCAUGUCCUUGCGUCGAAAGAGGAACAGUUACGUGGAUGACGAACUAACAGAUGACGAGGACUCUGACCAGGAUGACAGAAGGUCUUUGGUCUCCAAUCGCUCGGGCAUGACCAGUGCUUCGCGUUCCCACCAGAAUCACCAUCAGCCCCGCCAAAGGCGUCUGUCCAGUGCAUCACAGCUAAUAGCUAACGAUGAGUUGGAUGGAGAUCAGAGGCAUGGAAUGAGGCAGCACAAGAUGCGGGAUCGACGAGGAUCCAUUGCUAAGUCCGUGCAGAGCGAGUGGCUGCCUGAGAGGCGGGACAAUGAUGGCACACUGACCAGAAACAAACCAGCUACAGACUCGGCCAGAACCAGUCGCAUUUACUCUGAUUUGGAAUCCGAGGGAUCGGGUGCUCGGGCCCUGGUUCAAGCCAAGAUCCAGCAGAAGCUCCAGGAAGCCGAUCAGCACAAAUCCUCAAAAAAGGUAGAGCAAAAACGUAAACCGGAAAUGAAGGACGAGAACACACAGGCUGCGGCGGUGGUGCAAAAAGUGGUGACAGCUGCUAAAGAGGAUAGUGCCUCGGAAUAUGAGGAAGUGGUUGAAGAGGUUACCGCCUCGGAGAGUGAGGCCGAAGAUCCGACCGAACCCGAUCCCCAGGAGGUCCCUGAUGAGAUUGAGGCCGAUGACCUGGGCCCACCGCCUUCUACCCCAGACCAUGAAUGGGAAUGCGAGUUCUGCACUUUUGUGAAUGAGCCCAACAUCAAGAUCUGCUCCAUAUGCUGUAAGACUCCAAGCAAACCUCCAGCGCAGCCCAACAAGGCUAAAAAGGUGGAAGAAAGCCCACAGCCACCAGCUGGAAAGGCCAGUAACGUUAAAGUGACCCCCAAACCGGAAAUCGCUCAAAAGCCUUCAGUCAAAAAUCAACAGCCAAGUCAGAAAACAACAACUGCGUCUACCAAGACUACCCAUACCACCAGUACGACGAGCUCAAAGAGUACACCAACUGUCAGCUCCAAGAACACCUCGGGUAUUCCCGUCAAGACACCGCAAAAGUCUACACUGAAAACUUCUUCGGAGAACGAAUCCGACAACUCGCUGGCCAAGAGCCUAUUGCAUAAAGACUCCGUUGAAAACAUUUGGAAUACUCUGGAUGAGAGCAUUCAGGCGCAGGCGGAGAAGGUACUCAAGAAGGCCCAGAAGGUAUCCACGGGCUGUGGUGGUACUCCGCCACGGGAAAUUGCGGCCGUGGAAAUGGGAACAUCGCCACCGCCUCAAAGCAUUUCCACACAAACCUACGACGCCCUGCCCUUUAACUCAAAGCCCGAGGAGACUCCGGCAGCUGUGCCAGAUCACUUCAGAACCCCAGAAGCAAAUCAGAUGGAGCGGCGUCCGCACUAUCGCAGCAAUUCCCAGCUGCCGCAGGAAAAUGAACGAUAUAGGAGUGCCAAUGACCUGAGGUACCACGAUGGCUUUGGAUUGGAUCCUUACAGUGCCGGUCUGGUCACCAAGCGACCCAACUUCAUAAACGAGCUUCGCAUGCUGCAACACCAAACCUCUUCACCCUUCGACAUGCCCCAUGAGUCAUUCGGCGUGAAGCACGAACCAGCUCGAGAUCCGGAAACGGAAAUGCACAUCAUCCUAAAGGAGCUGGAGCUGUACAAGUUCACUGUGGAGGAACUGGAAGCUGCCUUAAAGUACUGCUCCUCCGACACGCAUCCCAUUCAGUGGCUGCGCGAGAACUGGCACAAGCUGGUGCAGACGGUGCAGAGCUUGUCCACCAAGUAUGGUCAGGAAAGAGGUGAAAACACUAUUGGAACCGUAUCCCAAAACGAGGCCCGGGAGGCACUGCGGAAUUCCGGAGGAAAUGUUUGGCAAGCAGUGGCGGACUGCAUCCAGCAGAGGCAGCAGAAGUACAGGAAACUGGCGUCGAAGGGGAAUUUCCUGCGGGACGACAUCGUGAAUGCGCUGACCGCGCACCAAGGUAAUGUGGAGCAGGCGCUGGUGGAGCUGAAUCGCACGCAACUCAAGCCAUUUCUAAUGCGCAUCUGGGGCUCGCCGAAUGGCGUUGAGAAUGAGAGUGGCGCGACCAUAGACACCAAGUCGGAUAUCCAUGACUUCUUGAAUACUCAUGCCUUGGACUGCCUGCAGCCUCCAUUGGCAGGAGAGAGUCCCAGUCCCGCCCAAGCCAAUCCCUUUGACCAACUUAGAACAGACGACAGCCCUGUUAAGUCCACCUAUGCCACACCUAGUCCUUAUCAGUUGGAGGACAGUACAUUAAAGAACCUGGAAAUACUGAUCGGCAACAUGGAACAGAAUCAGGCUAAGCAGAACCAGGAGGUCCUGCGAUCCAUAGAAACCAUGCUGGACACAUUCAAGGGCAAGCCAGAGUUGGAGUACGAAACGGAUCCAGAAAUAAUGCGAAUUCUCACAAAGAGCCCUAUUAGCACGCUGAAACCUUCGGGACCUCCUGUAGAGGAUAAGUCCUCGGAGGAUGUAAAGAACUUUGUGUGGCAGCACAUUCAGGAUAUUGUUCCCAACUUGGUGCAACAGGUUGAGCAAGAGCUUAUGGAGAAGCCGGAGGUAGAAGUCAAAGUUGAGGAAGCCCAGCCAAAGGAACCUGAACCAGAAGUUGUUCCUGAACCGGAGCCCACACCCAGUGUCGAUCCUGCAGUGUACAUCAUGGAGGAAGUCAUCAAGCCUAAUUUGAAAGAAGCUAGCAUACGCGAAGAGCUCCCACCAAGUUUUAUCUAUGCCACCGAAAUAGCCAACUUCAAGUUGGAGUUUGAUCGUGGCUCUGAACGGUUGCACGAAGCGGAGUGGGAAAGCACUGAUCUUAAGGAUGCUGAACGGAUAGUAUACAAAAGCUACAUGGCUCCAAAAGAGGAAGUUAAAAUAGAGCCUGAAGAGGUAGCUAAUAUUCAAAGUUCGAACCAAAAGUUCGCAACCAAAACACAGGAAGAACCUGCCAAAGAAACCUCGAAGACUGAAAAUACCGAAGAAACAAAACUAGAAACGACAACCCAAACUGUUGAAAAGGAGGUUAGUAAUAAGGAAAUCGCUCAGCCAGAAGUGGAAAACGAAAAACAGAAAUCAAUCGAUAACAAUCUGAGUACUCAGCCGAAUGUAUCGGAAUCACAGACCCAAAUCGAUGACCAGCCAAGCACAAGCAGAGACGCCAACCGAAGAAAUAAGAGAUCCCAGCAGUCGAAAAAGGGUAGAUCACGGGAUCAAAGCCAAAAACCAACCAACCGCACAAGACUUCCUAAAGAUAUCGAUCAGAAAGUAAAUGAAGCCAAAGAAGUACAAAAAGCAAGCAUUACACCAGUUGAUGUAAUUGAUGAAAAAGAAACUAAGGAAAUAGAAGCUGUCAAAGAAACAAUUUCUCCUUCCGCUAUCUCUCAGAAAGUUGAAAAUGCAACUGAAGCUAAAACUGUCACAGCCCCUGAAAUCGAGGUUCGAUCAGAGAGUAGAGAAAACGUGUUGGUAGACCCUACUCUACCGGAGCAAAGUUUAGGUACUUCCCAAACAGAUAAAAAUGGUAAUGUACUUAUCCCCGAACAAUCCGAAAAUGUUUCGGAAAAUAAAGUCAUACAAAGUGCGGUUGAGGCUUUUGCAAAGCAACCGGAAGGGGUCCAAGAGAUCUCUGAAUCUGAUGGUCUUAGUGAAGUACAUGAAACAAAUAUAAAUUCUCAAGGGGAAUCAAGUACAGAUCAUGUAUCUCCACCAAACAAUACUUUAAAUGCAGAACAAUCUGAAGAGUCUCAACGUUUGGAUAAGCCUCCUAGCUUAACGGAUAUAACAGAAGCUGACACACAGCCCCUAGAUAAUUCGACUAUAGAAAGUAUUUCCCCACCAAGUAAUGAGCUCACAGCAGAAGAAGUAUCUUCAGAAACUAUCCCUUCCACAACCUCUCAAUCACCAGCGACAGAUGAAGCUCUGAAAGAAAAUAUCGAAACAGUGCCUAGUACUUCAUCAGCAACCAAUGACCAGAAACGAAGUCCCAAACGCUUUUCAAAGAUUCCCGUAAGGACCCUGAGCAGCAACAGUCUCCGAAGUGAGAGUAGGGCCAGCAACCAAACUCCAACAGCGACAGAAGAAAUUGAAAGGGAAGAGACUGCGAUUGAGGACAGUGAAACAUCUGAAGAGCCAUCGUACCAAAAUAGAGCCAGCCACAACGAUGAUGUUCUAGUUAGCCAAGAACAGGAGUCUGAAAAGGAACCUAUCAGUGUCUCCGAAGAUGUUGUCCAACCAUUGAAUUUAGAACCUGAAGUCCACAGCCCUACUGUAACCGCUGUAGCUGUUUCUCCCACAGACUCCGACGAGGUGUUCGAGGAUGCCCCCGAAUUCAGCAGCAGCGAGGGUACACGACCCCAUGAUGAAGCCGCUUCCGAUGCAGAGCUAUAUAGCCUUGAUAGCGAUGGCCAGCGGGCAGAAACAAAAUCGCCGGAGAACCAAGUGUUACUCUUACUGGAUGAGGAAUCCCAGCUGGAAUCUUCUAUAGCCAGGACCAGCAGCAACGCCAGUAUUGGCUCCGAAUCGGAAUCGGAGACGUCCAAAGUGGUGCUGAAGGAAUUUGUUCCUUCCGGUGACCCGGCCAAACAGAACCUCAGCGAACUGGUUGAGGACACUCAACGGUUGAUCAAACAAAUGCGCGAUGAGAUUAGUAUGGAUGAGUUCGAGUCCACCGAUGAGGAUGAAUACUCUGACGAAUACUCGGAUGAAUAUGACGAUGGUGAGGAGGAGGAGUGGUACGACAGCGAGGAGGAGGAGGAGGGAGACUUUGAUGGGGAGGAGGGCAACACUUACAACGAGCAUCCCUCCUAUAUAGAAGAGGCCUCAACCGGUGAUGAAGGUACCGAAAUCGAAGACAUCAUGGAGGAGGAUGAAGAUAUGGCUGAUGAGGACGAGGCAGAACCCAUAAAUAUCGCUCAAGACAUUAAACCAGUCAUAUCGCCUGCUCUAUCAGUCACGCCCACCAACCAGGAAUCUGAUCAAAUCGCACACACUGAGAUUGAAUCCUCCACAGGAAGGACCCUGGAGCCUGAACCGGAAAAUCAUGAAGUGGAGUUGAUCUCGCCCCCUCAGAUAAUACAAGAGGAGCCAAAAGUGGAAUCUCUACCCAUUGAACCUCCUCCAAUCAUAACAGACUCAGAAACUCGACCUCCGGAACAACCUGUAGAGCUUAUCCUGGAAAUCCCCCAAGAAGCUGAGCCUCCCAUUGAUUUGGAACCCGUUGAAGAACCCACUGCCUUGCCUAUAACACCCGCACCACCCAUUGUAGAUUCCGAAUCCCGACCCGUGGAGCUGCCCGUCGAGACGGUACUGGAAGAGCCCAAAAAGGUAACUCCGAGCAUGAAAAGCAAAACUGCAAACAGCGGAACUGCCUCCAAAGAUUCCACCACAUCAAACACGUCCAAAACAGCCAAGUCCACAGUCAGUAAGAUCCCCAAGCCCACCAAUGAACCCACUAACAAUGCGAGUAGCACCCCCCUGAACAAGAAGGUGCCGCUGCGCUCCAAGUCCUUCUCGGCACCAAUGGGCAUUUCGUCGGUGAAGCGUAUCCAGGAGGUCUACCUCCAGAAGCAGACCUCAUCGACAGUGGCUAGUCGAGUGCCGCUUAAGAGCAGCCCGACCACCAAGAAGUCCAUCAACGAUGCCAUUAGCAGGUUCAACUCAAAUCAGGCCGAUGGACCCAGCACCAGUGGAGCCGCAGCUGCAGCUGCAGCGGCAUUAUUGAAACCCCGAUCCCAGCCCCGAAUUCCCAAGAAGAAGUACCAUGAGACCUGCUUCUCUGACGACGACUACGAGACCUCGGCUACGGAAGAGGAGCAGGAGGACCCAGACAUGGCCGAACCCCUGAAAGCAGAACUGCUAAAGCGUAAGCUGAGUAUGCCCGUCUUCCGGGCCUAUCCUAGUGUUCAAGAGCCGAUUAUUGAGGACCCAGCGAUCCUGGCCCGCAAGUACGUCGAUCAGGAACUGGUGACCAACAUAGCUGAAGCUCAGAUAGCCGCCACCUUGGUGAACAUGAAGUUCUCAGAAGAUGUGGCCUUGUGGGCUGCCAGGGAGUGCUCGGAUCUGGAUCAGGCCAUUGCAAUGCUCCAGCAGGAGUGUGAGCUCUGCAUGAACAGUUUUCCCAUGAAUCAGAUCGUGUCCAUGUUAAAGUGCCUCCACAAGUGCUGCAAGCAAUGUGCCAAGAGCUACUUCACAGUGCAGAUAACCGAUCGCAGUAUCAACGAUUGUAGUUGCCCGUUCUGCAAGCUUCCCGAACUGAGCAACGAGUCUCAGCAUGAGGAUGAGCACCUGGAGUAUUUCUCAAACCUGGACAUCUUCCUGAAGAGCAUUCUGGACGGCGACGUGCACGAGCUGUUUCAGCGCAAGUUGCGCGAUCGCACACUGCUGCAGGACCCCAACUUCAAGUGGUGCAUCCAAUGCUCCUCUGGAUUCUUCGCUCGACCCAAGCAAAAGCGACUUAUCUGUCCGGACUGUGGAUCCGUCACAUGUGCUCAAUGCCGGAAACCCUGGGAGCGGCAACACGAGGGCAGCAGCUGUGAGGCGUACCUGGAAUGGAAGCGAGAAAACGAUCCCGAGUUGCAGGCACAGGGCGUCCAAGAGCAUUUGGCCCAAAAUGGCAUCGACUGUCCCAAGUGCAAGUUCCGCUACUCACUGGCCAGGGGCGGUUGCAUGCAUUUCACGUGUACCCAGUGCAAGUUCGAGUUCUGCUACGGCUGUGCUCGACCCUUCAUGAUGGGUGCCAAGUGCACGGUGUCCUCGUACUGCGCCAAGCUCGGCCUACAUGCGCAUCACCCGCGGAAUUGUCUCUUCUACCUGAGGGACAAAAUCCCCCUGCAGUUGCAAUUUCUUCUCAAGGAGCAGAAGGUCAAGUUCGACACGGAGCCUAUACAGUUCAAGGACGAGUCCAGCAGUUCAUCUAAAGCCCGUGCCCAGGCCCGCUGUCCGAUCCCGCUGCAAAAGGAGACGCCACAGGGACUGGUAGACACAGUAUGCAAUACUGAAGUGCCAGACAAGCACGCUGGAAUGUGUCGCACCCACUACGUAGAGUAUUUGGCUGGCAAGGUUGCCAAGGCCGGCAUCGAUCCGUUGCCCAUCUUUGAUUUGACAGACUGCGUCCAGGAGUUACGAAGGCGUGGCAUUGCCCUGCCAGAGCGAGGACCCUGGGACACCGAUGAGAUCUAUAAGACCAUGUGCUCCGAGGUAAUCAAACAGCAUAUUCCACUGAAAUCGGCAUGAUCAGGAGCAGAGCAAGUGAUUUUAUGGAAGCGGUCGACUCCUGCAAUUCUUCAUUCAUUUUUAUGAUUUAUGGCAAGCACUUUUAUAGACAUUUUUAUAGACCUACCAACAACCAAAACAAACCUAAGUUCGUUAGACAUUAGACAUGGCAUGUAUGUAAACACCUUCAUCGGCGCCUAUUCAUCGUACAUCCCAUCCAUCCGGAAUCCCUUCCCAUUGUGUUUAGUUACUAAGAGAUGGAAAACAACAGACCAGAAACCGGCACGUGGAACAGAGUGCAACCAAUAAACAGAAUAUGUGAAAAUCCAA
Messenger RNA from Drosophila eugracilis, 9249 nucleotides. It is a transcript of the gene LUBEL, whose product is annotated as E3 ubiquitin-protein ligase lubel. The record is from RefSeq and is a predicted model, not a curated record. NCBI's taxonomy places the organism in Eukaryota, Metazoa, Arthropoda, Insecta, Diptera, Drosophilidae. Gene Ontology annotation, molecular function: K63-linked polyubiquitin modification-dependent protein binding; K48-linked polyubiquitin modification-dependent protein binding; ubiquitin protein ligase activity. Gene Ontology annotation, biological process: protein linear polyubiquitination. Gene Ontology annotation, cellular component: LUBAC complex.